This is a messenger RNA of Hylaeus anthracinus, 2139 nucleotides long. RefSeq names its product kynurenine/alpha-aminoadipate aminotransferase, mitochondrial-like. The record is from RefSeq and is a predicted model, not a curated record. NCBI's taxonomy places the organism in Eukaryota, Metazoa, Arthropoda, Insecta, Hymenoptera, Colletidae. Gene Ontology annotation, molecular function: pyridoxal phosphate binding; L-kynurenine:2-oxoglutarate transaminase activity. The coding region runs from base 1 to 1263 and encodes 420 amino acids. Gene Ontology annotation, biological process: biosynthetic process. The transcript has 8 exons.
AUGGACGUCUCAAAAUUCAUCACUGACGUCGCCAGUAGACGGAAGUCUAGCAUUCUUCAGCAAUGGUCCACAAAAGCCUCGAGUAAAGCUUCCUCAAUAAACUUCGCCAUUGGAAUGCCAAACGCAGACACAUUUCCUAUGGAAGAGAUUACAGUGACAUACAACGAUGGCACCAAAGUGAAAUUAGUAGGCCAAGAGUUGUCUCAAUCGCUUCAAUAUGGCCCUUGCCAGGGUCACCUGCCACUGCAAAAGAAGAUACGAGAGUUUCAAGAGUACUGGCAUAAACCAAAGUACCCUGAUUGGGACAUACACAUAAUAUCAGGAUCGUUGGAUGGAUGCACCAAGGUUUUCGAAAUGACCCUGGAACCUGGGGAUCCUGUGAUGGUUCAAGUACCGACGUAUACCGGAAUCCUCCAUGCGCUUGGACCUCUGGUACCAGACUUUAUUGGUAUCAGGCAGGACGACGAUGGAAUAAUCCCUGAAGAGAUAACCAGAGUUUUUGAAGAGAGAUUGCGUGAUAAAAGACCAUUGCCUAAAGUCAUCUAUGUGAAUCCUACAGGAGCGAAUCCAACAGGCACAGUUCUUCCCAACUCUCGCAAGAAGAAGAUCUACGAGCUAAGCCAGAAAUACGAUUUCUUAAUUCUCGAAGACGACGCCUUCUUCUUCCUUCAUUUCCUCGACGAAAGACCAAAGUCCUUCCUGGAGUUUGACACAAAAGGUCGCGUGAUACGUUUCGAUUCCUUCAGUAAAAUAUUCAGCGCUGGACUCCGACUAGGCGUUGUCACAGCUCAUCGUGGAUUUAUCGAGAAAUUGAUCGCACACGCGGAGGUAACGUCCGUGCAUGCCGCUUCUCUGUCUCAGAUGCUGUUGUACAAAUUCUUGGAAACGCGGGAUAUGGAAACGUUGCAACAACACUUUGAUACUAUUCGAAGGUUUUAUCGUGAAAGGCGUGACAUUAUGUUGGCCAUCAUCCAAAAGCAUCUAGCAGGAUUAGUAGAAUAUGUAAUACCGAAAGGUGGAAUGUUCGUUUGGAUGAAAGUGAUCGGACUGGACGAUGUAAUGGAUUUGGCAGCGAACAAAUGUUCUUCUCGCGAUGUACUUUUUCUACCUGGCCAUGCACACAACUAUGAUCUAUCACAACCUGAUCAAUAUAUUAGGCUUAGCUAUACUAACACAAGUGCGGAAGAAAUGGAGAAGGGGAUCUCUAUUCUGGCAAAGAUGCUACGAGAAGAGAUUAACGAAAAGACUAGAAGGAAGUCUUAAUAUUUCGGAGAUCAAAUAGUGUUAAUUUUCUUCUGUUGGCUUAAUUAAAUACAUAAUGGUUUUAUAAGAAUUAAAUAAUAUAUAUAUAAGAAUUAAAUAAUGAUAUAUACAAUAUAGUUGGAUACGAUACAAGCGGUGAAUCAUAAAUCUUGAUUUAUAAUUUGUUUAUAAUAAAUAUGUCACUGCCAAUGGUUGCCGCAUGAAAGGGGUACCUCUGCUCCUACGAGAUGAUAACCGAACCGACAAGUAGGCUAGUAUCGGUUGCCGCAUACAGGGGUAGCUUAGCGCCUACGAGAAGGCAACCGGACCGACAUACCAGCUAACACAGGAUGCCGCAUGACAGGGGUACCUCAGCGCCUACAGUGUAGCAACAGGGACUACAAACAAACUAACUUCGGUUGACAUCUAACAGGGGCAUACUCGCGCUUACUUGAUGACAACUAACAUUUCGUUCGCCUAUCGUUCAGGCCGCGUCGAUCAUCGGUAAGUGACACUAAUUUUUCGUACAUAUUUGGACACCUACUAAAACCUUCAAACAUCCUUUAAGAACUCUUGAAACCUUUUAACAUCUAAUACGUUCUAACAUUUCCUGACAACUUCUGACACCCCCUAACACAUUCCACAUAUUCUACUAGCUCAUAACACUUCCUGACAUCACCUGCAACAUCCUAACACCACCUAAUAUCUCCUAAUCCUGAUAUCGAAAUAUAAAAUCCUGUCGAAAUUAAAAAUUGUACCACCUCUUCGCAUAUCAUGUUAUCCUGAUACAAAAAGGUAAGUUUCGAGACAAAUAUAAAAAUUGUGUCACCUCUUCGAGUCCCGUAUUCGCCUGAUACAAAAAGGUAAGUUUUAAGGUAGGUAAGUAACAAUCCGACA